Molecule: messenger RNA, 885 nt
Organism: Echinococcus granulosus
Lineage: Eukaryota; Metazoa; Platyhelminthes; Cestoda; Cyclophyllidea; Taeniidae
Product: Methyl-CpG-binding domain protein
Exons: 6
Coding region: 1-885 (294 amino acids)
Molecular function (GO): DNA binding
Source: RefSeq, a predicted model, not a curated record
AUGGCAACUCACCCCAAGUAUGUGUCACAGUCUCCUUUAAGUGUCAAUAAGCAAAUCGCUCAGAAUAUGAUGUUUCAAAAAGUAACUAUUAAUCACGCAGUGCCUAUUACACAAAAGUCAGCCUCUGCUCUCCCAGUCGGUUGGAAGCGCGAGGAGAUCCUGAGACCGGAUGGGUUAAAUAGCGGGAAAACUGUCGUUUUUUAUGUGUCUCCCAAUGGAAUGAAAAUCCAGACGCAAAAGGAGCUGCAAAAUGCACUUGGAGACAAGUUUGAUAUUUCAUCAUUUGAUUGGCGUACCGGAAAGUUUUCAAGCUCAUUACUGAAACAUAGAAUCCCAAACUCCGGUGACCAAAACAGUGUCAAAAGUAGCUUUUUCCGUUCAAUUACUUCUUCAGAGUGCAAGACAGAAGAUGUAGAGUACGAUUGGUUUCAGCGAAAUACAACUCCGAACUUCCCGGAACCCGUCAUUGUCUUGAAUCAUAACGAUAGCAAUCGGUCCGACAAGUCGCCGGUAAAGGAAUCAUUAAAACAGUUAUUCUCGGAGCGUCGGUUGUCCGAUCGUUAUGCCGUUGAUCAUCGUGAUGGGAAAACGCUUAUUCGUUCCACCCUACCACCAGGAAUCGAAUCCGCUGGCGUACCCGGAUAUAACAAAAGUCAAUUAUUGCAGAAUCUGAUUGUUUCACUGUCUUCAAAACAUGGACCUAUAACUGGCCAGGAAAGAACAGUUGAGCAGAAUCCUUGCGCUAUGCUAAAUCAGAAUCAGCCAUAUGUGAAGAAUUUCGUCAUUACCGAUGAAGAUAUUCGUAAGCAAUAUCAACGCGUAAAGGAUAUCAGAGAUCGCUUGCAAGCCGCCAGAAAGGUGGCUUCAAACGGCCAUCAAGCCUAG